Messenger RNA from Fulvia fulva, 738 nucleotides. RefSeq lists its product as uncharacterized. The record is from RefSeq and is a predicted model, not a curated record. Bases 1 to 738 code for a protein of 245 amino acids. NCBI's taxonomy places the organism in Eukaryota, Fungi, Ascomycota, Dothideomycetes, Mycosphaerellales, Mycosphaerellaceae. The transcript has a single exon.
AUGGCAACCAACUCCACCAAGAACAUUUUCCCCUUCUUCGAUGUCCCACUCGAGCUCAAGGACAUGAUCUACGACGAGACCCUCGAAGACGUCGAUACCUACCUCGAAGUUGGACUCCGCGUCGAAGCCAAGAAUGUCCCACCGACCAACGCCCUUCUCAUCUCCAAGAAAUUCAAAGAAGAACUCGAGACCCGCGCCAAAAAGCACAGCCACCUCUUCAUCAAGGACAAGUGGGAAUCGGCUCCUGUUCCAAAACUUGAGAAUGCAAUUCUCCCGGAGCCAGCCACAAAGAUCCGCCGCCUCGCCUUUGAGACAGCAGCCAAUUACACCGACUACAUGGAGUACCCAGAUCAAUGGUUCUCGCGGCUUACCGUUCAGAUGGACUGGCUGCGAUCCUUCGACAUCAAGAUCAUUGCGCUGAUAUGCGAAGAUUCACAAUCCGAGGAAGACAGCGAAUACGGCGUCGACGAGUGGGACCGGUCGCUUCGUGAGCAGAGCUGGUGGGAACUUAGGGAGUUCAAAGGUCUACAGGUUCUCAAUGCUGGUUAUGAGCACAAAGAAGACUGGGACACAGUCCUUUCAGCAGACUGGAGGGCCCCGUUGGCGAUAGAGUGGAAGGUGGUCGAGGAGAGUCCAAAACAGAAGCGCAUGCAAGUGUGGUCGUGCAUCACGCCAACGAAGGCCGUCGAUAUGUCGGACUGGGCGUUGGAUGGCUGGGCGGUGGACGGUGAGGAGUAG